Messenger RNA from Porites evermanni, 14216 nucleotides. The record is from the annotation of a GenBank genome assembly. Lineage: Eukaryota; Metazoa; Cnidaria; Anthozoa; Scleractinia; Poritidae.
AUGGCGGACUGGCAGACAAAGAUUCCCGCUCCACCUCAGCUACUGGCACCACUUACGGUCCCCACAAAAUAUCUCUUUGGCCCGGGCCCGUCAAAUCCUAACAUGAGGAUAUACAAAGCUGCAGCAAUGUCCCUUUUGGGUCAUAUGCAUGCAGAUUUCUGCAAAGUAAUGGACGAAGCGAAGGCUGGUCUACAAUACGUGUUUCAGACAAAAAACCGGUAUACACUUGCUAUCACUGGAACAGGACACGCGGCAAUGGAAGCUUCGAUCAUGAACAUCGUAGAACGGGGGGAACCUAUUCUAGUGUGUGAUAAUGGGUUGUGGGGAAAGAGGGCACGUGAAAUUGCGGAAAGGCAAGGUGAGAGAUAUUUAAAAGAACGCGGUGGCUAUAUACCCAGCAGUCAGAAAGUUUUCUGGAAUGUCUGCAAAAUCCCGUUUUCUAAUCGUUUGAAAGUAUUAUAUCUUCAUUUAGAAUAACCAAGCGAACAGGAAAACAAAACUAGCUUCCCAGCUGAGAGGUUGCGGUUUCAGUGAGAGUCGACGCUGUUUCGACACCCAGAAGAAUUUAGUGAGUGGCAGCGCGUGACUCACGGGCCCGAUUUCACACGGGCUAGAUACCCGACAGUCUGAAAGCGGAGCUGGAAAGUUAAAAGACCUUCUCUUCAGCUCCAUAUUACAUGCAUACUAGCCUCGAUUAGUUUCUCAAAACAAUCGGAGAGAGAGUACUUUGAUUUUGAAACUUUAUUUUGGUGGUGCUGCUGAAUUUUGGGAAAGCGUUCCUCUGAUUUUGCAAAAUUUAUGCAAAUUCUCCUCAAAAUAUUCUAUCAUGGUUUAGAAUUGGUGAGUGACGAGAAACAAAAGAGUUUCUUAACCAAGGCAGAGGUUAUUUGAGUGCAUAGCCUAUGUUGUGGUUGACUCACGGACACGGUUUCUCCUAAGUCAAUAUGCUCCCAUUUGUCUUGGAAAUUUCAACAUUUAGUGUCUCUUUAGCUCCCAUUGAAAGUAUUUCAUCGACUUUCAGACUAGCCAAGCGAUUACCAAUACGUUUAAACAUAUUAUAAAGCACACUUCCGGGUAUAUUAGCUUUCAUCAGGUUUGAUGGAAACGUGCCUGUGAGUCACGCACUGCUUCCGCGGCUCACGAAAUUUUCCUAAGCGUCGAAAUGGCGUCGACUUCAGUCUGUAACCAAGAAACCACAAUCCCUCAUCUGCGAAGCCAUUCUUGUUUUCCUGAUCGCUUGGUAAUUCUAAAUGAAGAUAGAAUACGUUCAAACGAUUAGAAAAAGGGAUUUUGCUGAAAUUCUAGGGUAAGACUAAAUUUAGGAACUGUGGACCGCGGAACCGCGGAACCGGCGGAAUCUACUCAACCUAAAGAAUGACUGUUUUUACUGACAACUACCGUUGGCUGACGUGAUAAAAUAAUUAGUUACAAUUAUCUUCUUACAAUAACUAAGCAAUUUCUCGCCCGCUGAUUGGUCGAGAGCUAUUGUCGGUAACGGUACAGACCAUGGAAAUGAAGUGAAGGUGGCGCAGUUCGUUUUUUUUUCUUUCCCACAAGCGAUUUUCCGCAAAACGUGUACGGACAUGGACGACAAAAACUGUCAAUGUUACUGUAAAAAACAAAUCGACAGCAAUUUUCCAUGGUCUGUACUCUUAUCGACCAUAGAAAUAACGUCAAAAUGUUCACAACUUUACAAUAACACCACUCUCCUGCGGCUCGUGGUUCCACUUGAGUUCCAUGCCACUCGGUACAAGUUAUAAUUAAUUUAUGUACCAAAACAAAGUCAAAGAAUAUUGCUUUCCCCGCUUAAUAAUUUUCCGUUGCACCAAGAGGCAGGAAACUUAAACCAAGCGCAAACCUCUGCGGUGCACAGUGUACGCGAAGUUUAGAUUUAGCAGUCAGAAUAUUUGUUUUGAUCAAUGAAAAUGCGCCAGUAACGGUACUACCGGCACUUUCCUGCAACCAGGUGCAAGCUAAAUCAAAUUUAUCUUUCUACUUUUUAAUUUUUGGUUGUGCAGGGCUAUGUUCCAUUAAAUUUCAACCACGCAUUUAAAUUCAAAGGUGUCUAAAUGUUUACAGUGUGUGCAGACCGAAUGGCAGUCAAGUCUUGUCAAUUUGUUGCACAAAAAGGGUCUACAUGUUUUACAAAACUGCCGCUUCCGUGCAGCUCGGUACACGCUAAUUUCUCUAUCAAAACAAAGCCCAAGAAUUUUUCUUCCACUGCUAUAUAAUUUCUCGUUGUACCGAGUUGCAUGAGACUUGCACUAAACUUAAAAAGAAAAACACCAAUCUUUUUAGCAAGUGUUGCUAAAGACCCAAAGACCUCAGACCCCUUGAACUAAAACGAAGACCCCCUGGACUAAAACGAAGACCCCUUGGACUAAAACGUGGCAAGACCGUUCCAGGAUGCAUUAUCUUCUAGACAACACAUAUGACUAAAAAUUUCGACCCAAAUAACUUUCCGUCUCUGACAAUAUCAACAAAACCACAUCACUGCCACUGACAACGCACGUUGCCAUUUCUUCUUUCAUCUUGACAACAUUUCGCGGGGAUUUUGCCUCUUAGCCAAUAUCUUUGCCGGAAAGCGACCACGUGAUUUUUGUCGCGGCGCAUGCGUAGACAUUUUUCGCCAGUGAAACCACGACGACAAAAUUUUCUGUCCGCCCUUGCGCAGUGUUCUGUAUCUCUCUUCCGUUCGUCGUCGACAAAGUCGUCGUCGUGGUUCUUACGUUCUCGAAUGUUGAACUUCUACCGAAUGACUUAAAAGUCUUUUUCAAUAAAAAUCGAUAGUAAUCGAUAAAAAACGAUAAAUCAAUCAUUAUCGAUUUCUAUCGGAAAUCGAUAUUAAUCGAAGUCACAACUACUGUUCUUUAUCGCUUAUCGGAAAUCGAUAUUCUCGAUUACUAUCAAUUAUUAUAGAUUAGCGGUUUAUCGAUUAACUACGUCUGGCUUUAAGGCCAUUUUUGGACCCGAGGCAUGGACUAAACGAUCGAUUUAUCCGUUUUGUGGGGGUAGUAAAAUCGCAAUACAGAGCUAAACAGGAUAUGUGUUCUUUAACUGCCUCACAAUUUUGCCGGUGCGUCUUAGCCUGCAGAGCAGGCGUUUUUGAAGGUGGCUCGUCUGGAUUUUCUCUGGAGUAUACCUCCCCACUUUGAGCGUUUACUACGUUGGCAUUAACAAAGAUAUCGAGAAAAGGUUACCACAGAUGUACUGCAUAAAAAUGAAAAUUUGUUAUGAUCCCUGUUUUUUUUUUGUUUUUUUUUUACAUCGGAGUUGCCAUAGCAACAUAAUGACGCCAUUAGGUUUUUUACUUGCCUUUGUAUUUCUCGGUACCAGAAGUUUUUUUUUCAGAAAUCACUUAAGGGGGCUUGUACUUCCUUUAGUUGCCUCGAUUAUAGCAAAGUUUGAACAAAUUCUAUGAGAGCGUUUUGGAAAUACUUUGAAACAAUUUUUUACGGAUCCUAAAAACAGUGAAAAUACAUGCUAUCGACAUAAUUAGCUAAUAUCUAAAGAAAAUGAUGAGGUCUGGAAAUGUAGUUUCAUCUUAUACUGGUUGAAUUCCAUUUUAAACUUUGUACGAAAAAAGAGGGGGAUUGCUUCGGCUGAUCGCGAGUAACUAAGAAUUUGAUUAGCCAACGUUAGACUGCUUUCUUUACUACUUUUGUAUGCAAUUUGGUCCACACGUACAAAUUUCACGGUUAUUUAAAAACCGCUUGAUAAUUGAUAAGGAUCUCGAGAUUAAUCAUCAAUUUACGUCUCCUCCAAGUUUGAAGGACAUUGAAAACAAGGAAGGCAGUUAAAUGGGGUUUCAAAUGUCACAAGUGUUUCUCCCAGAUUUUCUGUUUAUACGUGAGAGGUCAAAGUGGGGAGGUAUACUCCCUAAAAAAUCCAGUCAAGCCACCUUAACGGAAACUUAGAGGUACGUUGAUCGCGACCUCCAUCUUGAAAAGCCAAGCGUCCAAGAUGGCGGGAUAGCAUUAUUCAUUAAACAUCAUGGAUCGCGCUGCAAAAUACGCCUGCUUUGCAGGCUAGGUUCGUCUUGCAAGACUUUACUUUUCCAGUACAUAUCUUAUUGCAAGACUCGUCUCCAUGGCCUAUUUAAAGCAGUAUCCUUGAGCUACGAUAGUAUUUAACUUAUGCAACAUUUUCAGCAACCGUGUUAUAAUUUCUUCGGCCGGUACUGUCGAUAUUGUGGGUCGUUUCUAUAGAAAUGAAUGAAAAAUGGUCCUUUUUUGGAUACAUCGUUUCUUUUCUUAACGAAAAAUACUAAUGAUCCGGAUUUUUGAUCUGAUCUUGGAUUUUAGUAAAGAAACACACCCUUAACUUUAUAGCUUAAGCUAUAUAUUUCAAUAGAUUUCGAGGACUAAACAAUUUUUGCAAUUUUCAAGAUAAUGUAAGAUAAUUACAUUACAAUGUGCUCUGUCAAUUUUUGGCAUAGGGCAAGAUUCCAACUCAUUGUUUAAAGGAAGCAUUGGUCACGUGACCUCUCAAUAAUGCAAGCGGCCUAUUUGUAUCUGAGUAAAAAACUGUUCAUCACAUCGCAGGCAGACCAGCCUCUGAUUGUGUGACCGUUGUUCGAUUGAUCUUUUGCCAUGCACUUAUGGCAGAAAUACAGAUAAGCAUUUACAGCACCUACAAUUUCAAAGGCUCCAAAAUACAGAUUUGAACGUAAAUGUUUGAAUAAAAGUAAAAUUUUACAGUCAUGUGUAAAUUUUUUUUCUUUGCCCAGAGCAGUACUUUAAUGCAUUAUUUUUGAGACAGAGAGAUAAUAUAUUUGACUGGCAGCAAAAAGUAAAGGAAGAGUACAAGGCAGGCAAAAAUCAGCUGUCAGCGCGUGACAUAGUCCACUUCAAACUGGAACUGAUGCCAAACCAUAGAAAUUCUCAUCUCAAAAACACCAUAUGUCAUCAAGCCCUCGCCAAAGCUUUGCUCAAUCCUUCCAAAAGUUAUGGAGAAAAGAAAUACUGAAGUUACAAAAGCAGGUUUCUUAAUAUGAUUGAUGCCAAAUUCUCUCUCCCCUGAGUUUUCCUAUUGAGCUGUUUGUUGUUGUGUUUGUUAUAUCUAUUAUUGUAAGUGUAAUGAUUUUUUUUUUUCUGGAAGGAUGUGACGUCAGAGUUCUUGAAAAGCCACCUGGUGGAUAUUUUACCUACGAAGAGAUAAAAGAGGCAAGUUCUUUUGAUUUCUCUUAAUUCUUUACGAGUGACCAUCUAGCCAAUUAAGCCUUUCUGCAACCGCAAUUAAUUUCCUUCAAGUUAAGAGCAGUGGGUUAAUUUGUUAUGUGCCACACCAAACUACAAGGUUAUCUUGAGAGCCGACAUUUCGGGAUGCCACCGGUGCUCUAUGAAAAAAAAUUGAAGAGAGCCCUGUGCUCUGAAUCUGUGAAAUGCAGGCUGCCCAGCAUAUGAUUUCUAUGAAAAACCUAACUAAAUAUUUUAUAGUCUCCCAGGAGCAAAAGUUACUAGGGGCCACCGGGCGCUGCCAGAGCACAGCCCUGAUAACAAGAGCAUAAAAGUUACAAGGAACAUGCUACUGUUAAAAACGUAAAUGUGUUUUCUUCUUUCAGGGUCUUCAAAAGCACAAACCUAUCGCUCUAUUUGUUUGUCACAGCGAAUCUUCAACUGGAAUUUGUCAACCACUGGAUGGCUUUGGACCUCUUUGUCAUGAGUUAGUUAUUAAAACAUUAUGAAAAUAACAACAACAAUGAGACACAUUUUCAACUCUAACGUUAUCUUCAGGCUUAAAAUCAAGAUAAGAAAAAAAUAACACUUUGCAAAAUAUAUGGAGGGUUAAAAUGAAAGGGGUAACUGUUACAGGUCAAAAAUCAAUUAUAUUCAAAUUAAUUUUUUGACCUUGGUUGAUUCUCAAUUUCAAUCAACCAAGUUUAAGAAAAAAAUAAACUGAAUAUAAUUUUGACCCGUUAACACAUCAGUAUGUGGUGAUUUGGAUUAAAUUAAAAUGUGUACAAGGAUUGCAGCUUUAUCACAUGCAGGCUAUAUUUGCAACGGAAACCCUAAUCCAAGAGAAUUAUAAAGAGAAAAGAAAUCUAAACUUCCGAGAGUAAUAAAUGUACUCUCAGUAAGCCUGAAGAUAACUUUAGUGUUCCAAAUGUUUUAAAAUGCUUACCUUAAUCGGAGUUAGCACCGAAAGAAAGCCAAUCGCAUGCUUAUUAAAUUCAUGCAAAGGAGAGUUAACGUCCUGUAGAGAAGCGCUUUGUAUGUUGUAUUCUUUAACUGACCUUUUUUUUUCUUUCUCUUCUUAGGCAUGACUGCUUGUUAAUAGUAGACACUGUUGCAUCUCUUGGUGGAACACCUUUCUUCACUGAUGAUUGGGAACUUGAUGUUGUGUAUUCAGGUUCUCAGAAGUGUCUAGGUGCACUGCCCGGAGUGUCACCCAUAACCUUCAGUCCUAGAGCUAUGUGAGUGUUUACUUUAUAAUUUCUUUACUUCAAUAAUACGUUUCUCAGAUUUUUUUUAUAAUAUUGUGCAAGAGGCCAGACACCCCAUUAAGCAGGAAUAAUGGUGGGAAGUCUGUACCAAUAAUUUCUGCAAAAUGGAGCUGUAUGAAGUUAACACCUGCAGGCAUGCAAGAUCCCUUGGGUUAUUCACCAAUUCAAGUUUCACUAUUUCAAUCUCUGUUUUGCAGGAGCACUGCAAUCAAUCCUGUUCAUCAAAAAAAAAUUUGGACUAAAUAAAAUAACUUUUAGGCUGGUAAAAGAUUAGCCACAGUGUGCCUGAAUGGCAAGCUGUAAAACUAACACCUUCUUUGCACUUUGCGAUGUAUCGCUAUCCACUGGAUAAAGUUCUAUCUAGUGUAUAACGCAAUUGGUUUCCCCAACAAUAGUGAUUUAUCCGGUUGAUAAUACUAUGCAAACUUUCAACAACUGUAGCCUGAAGUUCGAGGUAGACUGCUCAAACUCCACACUUCUGCCUCUGCUGCCUAAUAACUUGGUUUAAUGUCAUUUGUUUGUUUUGUUAUAAGGGCUAAGGUGAAUGGUCGUAAAACCAAAGUGCUGUCAUUUUACCUUGAUAUUAUUGAACUGGGCAACUACUGGGGAUGUGAUGACGGACCAAGAAGGUAAAUUUCUUAAUUCACAAGGAUUUAUCAAUAUAUACUUUCAUUAUAAUUUUUUUUUGUUGGCCUUUUCAGUUCACUUUAUUAAUUCUUGACAAAUUCACAAAAAAGAACAAACAUUACCCGCAGUUAGCAACAGCUACAUGUAAAGGCGAGCAGUGGAACACACAUACAGUAAUAAUAUAAAAAAGCUCACUAAACUUAGAGAAAACUUUAGAAAAAAAAAAAAAAAGAAAUCAAAAUUGUUUAUAUAGUUUAUGGAAAAAGGUGCAAACAGGUAUGUAUUUGUAGAAUAAAAAAAAGUGGUAAAUACGCUCGUAAAAACGGAAUUUUUAAGAGAUUUUCGUUGUUAACUUUAGGUUAACAAAGUUGCCUUUGCCUAUGUUCAGAAAAUGUGGUACUUUAUAUUAAGAAUAAGAGGAGUUAAUGCCUAAAGCAAUUCCAGGAGUUGAAUAGGACCAUUGCACAAUGACGUCAUUUUUCUACAACUACCAGAAUCUAUAUUAGUUUGGUUUGUUUUUUUCUAGUGCCAAUUAAGGGUCCUCUGACCUAUCUUUUGGGGCUGUUGCCAGGGAAAAUUCUAGCAGUAUAACUUGGACUCCUUUUUCCAUGCAUUAGUCAAUUUAUAGCACAAUACUUGUUAGUGAUACACAGAUGCAAAUAUAGCGCCAUCUGACCACGCCCACGAUCACGUGACAAAAAAACGAAAAUGUCUAAAAUCCUAGAUGUAUACCAUUUUAAUCACUAUUUUUUCGUGGAUAUGUUAUUCUUGUUUCAACUCUUAAAAAACUAUACAUAGAUUUUCUUUGUUUUCCUUCAAACUAAACUUCUAACCCAGAAUUGAAGUUCUGAAAUAAUGAUAAUUUGUUUCAUGGAAUAGACUUCUUUAAAAAAAAUGCAUAGUCUUAUUUCUAAUACCAUACCAAAAGGUUUUUCACUAAAGGUACAGACCGUGAAACAAGAACCGCAAAGAUUUUUUAGAGACUUUUUGGAAACCGGAAGUUGUUUCCUUUGACUCAUGCGAGGACGAAUUUUGAUCGUUAGUUUUAAAUGUCGACACGUUGAUAUUCUUUUUUUGGGAAUUUCAUAGGAGAAACUUGUUUAUGUAUGUGAAGGUUCCGUGUAAAGGAAGAUAGUGCCUGAAAGUUUACAACCUUUCUCAGAAAUAUGACGAAAUUAUGUUGGGGGGGGGGAAUAAUAGUCCGUUUGUCAAACUGGUGGCUAGAGUUUAACCUUACCAAUAUAAAGCUCAAUACUUAUACAGGUUUGUCGCUUGUUUUGUCUCUAAAUCACCGUUAUGUCGUUAAGGCUCCCAUAUUCUGUAGCCUUUCAUUCAGUGAAAGAUGUUUAUAUACUAAGCAGAAACUCUGUAUUUCCAUUUUUGUCCGUUUACGGUGUAUUUUAAAUUGGAUGGCACGAAAUUAUAGUCCUAAAUUUCACGCCACGGAUGGCAUGCAGCAGCCAUUUUUCAAAACUUGAAAUAAUUUACCAAGGAACAAAAAUAUUCUUUCUAGUACCCCCUUAAAUCAUUAUAUGCACGCGCACCGGAAGUAAAAAUGCUUUCCCUUAGCAACGCGAGAAAGAUAGGUCAGGAGGUGCUUACGGACAUUGUUUUUUUAAACCUCAGCGGGAUUGACAGAUUUAAAUAAGAAAGCAAAUCGAAGCGAAUUCUGGUAGUUGUACUGAAAUGUCGUCAUCGUGAAAAUGGCCUAUUAGCCUGUAAGCAAGCUCCCUCCGUGGAGGCGGAGGGUGGGGGGGGGCGAAGUGAAUCUGCCCUCUCUCCCCUGACCUCAUCCCCCUGAUCCACUUGUUCACGGGCGGGAGUUACAGGUGCAGCUAUAAUUUUAUAGUUUAAAACCUAUGGAAUCUGAUUAAUCAAAUCGACUCUUCUGCAAAAUGUAGAAAAAACCUAAUAUUUACAUUUUUGCCACAGAUACCACCACACGGCUGCAAUUAGCCUGGUUUAUGCCUUGAGGGAAAGCCUUGCUAUUCUGGUGGAGGAGGUAAAGCAAAAUGUCUAGGCUCUCUUCUUUUAUAUGUCUUAUAUACCUGCCAUAUGGUUGCAAUUGCGGAUUGAGUUGACAAUAUCCAUUGUACAGAUUAUACCCUUAAGUCUCAGGUCUCCAGUCUUUCAUCACCCCCACUGGACGGCUUGUUCGCACGUUUUUCAGGGUUUUACACUGACAUAGAGACAAUGACCAAAAUGUCAGCCUCCUUAUCUUUUUAUGGUGACUGAUUUGCUCUAUCAACUCAGUUGAUAAAACAACUUUUUUGUUUCACUCAAUGCAAAACCACAGUUUCUUUACAAAGUAACCCGUUGAUGGUUAGUUACUUAACUAUUGUGAUCAUUAUUAUGAAAAGUACUGACUUGUAGUUUUACAGGUUUUGUGUGAACUGUAAUGCAUGCACUAGGAUGAAUUACAAUGUACGUUGCUGGGGGCUGGUCACCCCAAUUAUCUUGACCGAAAAAAAGGAAUAAUAAUCUCCGUUGUGAGUUCAAUUUUAAUAAUUUGACAAUCACCAGGGACUCGAAAAUUCCUGGAGGCGGCAUCAUGACACCAUUGAACAUCUCUGGGCGGGGCUUGAGAAGAUGGGGAUGGAGAUGUUUGUAGCGGACAAGGUGAGUUUUAGCUUCUUUUUUUGUAAAACCAAUUUGUUAGGCUGUGUAAGUUGUUGUUUACACGUACGUCAGUUAUAAAACAACCUACUAAUACUAUCGUCUGCUAGAUUAUUGUUAAUUCUUUAAAAGUGUACUAAUCAAAAAUUACGCAGCGCGUUCGACCUCUCUCAAUUUCCCUCGAAAGAGCUAACAGGACUGGUUGAGAAAACAACAAACAAACGACAGAAUCAGUAAUGGCACCUUUUCCUUAAACGAUAACGGUUCUUUGGACGAAUAAAAAACCGCCAACGCACAGGCUAUGGAUUUCCGUAGCUUUUCUCCUUGAAAAUGUGCUUAUGGCACAAAUUUACAUUACCAUCAAACUUUUUCAAGUACGAACACCUCCGUUAAAAUAAACAGAUAUUCUUCUCAUCUCAACAUUGAUUGUAAUGGCUGAAAUGCGCCUUUAUACAUUAACUUUCAUCUUCCUGUUUUGAAUUGAAGCAUUAAUCAUUACGUUUCCAUUCAAUGCUAAAAACGCAGAUAAUGAGGCAACCGUCAAAAACUAAUUCUGAUCGGCUUAAAUCGCGGCUAACGACGUCCAUGUCGAUUGGAAAUAAUAACACCCUCCUCGAUGUGCCUAACUCCUCCUAGUUACUAUCAUAUUCAGCCUCCUCUAGACAUUCCUGGUUCAGUAUUAAUUUAGAUUAUAAACUAAUACAAAUGCCCGUUUCUUUUACUCCUUUUUAGGCUCUUCGUCUUCCAACAGUAACAACCAUUAAAAUCCCUGAAGGAUUUCCAGACUGGAAAGCUGUCCCAGAUUAUCUGAUGAAGAAGUGAGCAGAACGCUUUUCUUAAUUAUCUUUGAAAUACCCCCACCCCGCCCAACCCCGUCCCCCGGUUUUGCAAAUGCAAAUAGCAGACUCGUAUGUUACGAACAAAAGAUUCUGUCACAAUCACGAAGCCACGAACUAGAGGUAACUGUGGUCGAAUUCCGGAAAGUAGCAGACCAUCCAUGUAUUUCGAAAUUUCCCCCCUUAGCAGCUUUUAUAUUUUUGACAGAAACCAUUUAAAUUUACAAAUUACAGUAGUCCGAAGCGGACGUAUACAAAACAUGGUCCCCCGGUCCAUGGACCACCUCUUUGGACCUCGUCCAUGGAGGUAAACAUCACAAAGGGGUAAACAUAACACUGAAAAAAUGUAGUCAGAGAUGGUGGCUUUAAAUUUUGCAGUUGAAUCAACUGUUAAAUAAUCAGAUGGCAGGCUAUUCCAGUCAAUGAUAGUUUUCGGCCAGAAGCUCUAUUUGUACGUGUCACAGGAUGGCUGAAGUGGAAUAAAUUUCAGUGGAUGAGAUGCUCUGGUUUUUAGGGAAGACUGAUAAUAUACAUAGCAGGGGAUAUCAAUAGCCGGCCUGGUUGAUAACACAUUUGCACAUCAGUGUCAGUCUAGCUACUUGUCUCUUUUUUCGAGAGUUGGCUAAUUUAUUUGCUUUAGGGCGUUGGUUACGCAUCCCUCCUAUUCCGUGCACGUUCUUGUCUCGAGGCGUGCUGCCCUGCGCUGGGCCUGUCUUCGAGCCACGAUUUCUGAUAUGCUCUAUAUGGAUCCCAUACAAUACAACCAUAUUCCAACGUUGGUCUCACUAGCGAUUUGUAGGCUUGACCUUUAACCUUCUGUAAGCAAUGAUGCAAGCUCCUCUUGACAAAGCCAAGUAUCGAAUUGGCUUUGUUUGUAAUGUUCAGGAUAUGUGGCUUCCAGUUUAGGUUCUGUGACAGAGAAACUCCGAGGUAAGGAUAGUGGUCUACAGCAUGUAGGGUAUGACCAAGCGUAGUGUAUGCGUGUGUAAGUUUGCGUGUAUAUGUAGAAGGAUACUUGGUUCUGAAAACGCGUAGAACGUAACACUUCGAUGGGUUGAAGGCCAUUUGCCACAACUUUGCCCAUUCAACUAAUUUGUCCAGAUCAGAUUGGAGACGGAUUGCAUCGUCGGAAUUGUGUACCAGACCAUGCAACAGGGUGUCGUCAGCAAAUAAUAUAACUUAGUAUUUGAAAUAAUAUCAUUACCUGUAUCGUAAACGAAUAGCAAGAAGCACAAGGGACCCAACACGGUUCCUUGCGGGACUCUGGAUCUUACGCAAGACCUCUCACUGUACUCGCCUUCAAGGACCACCUGUUGAGUUCUUCCUAUUAGCCAUGCGUUAUCAAGGCUAAGACUAAACUACGAAUGCCAUAGUAUUCUAAGUUAAGUAACAGACGUUUGUGCGCUACUUUAUCGAAGGCUUUAGAAAAGUGUAACAUCAAAGGAUCAGUCUAGUUUCUUACUGACCGAGCUAGAUGCUGUACGGUAUUGAUACGUUACGCCGGUUCCCUUCCCUCACAGCCCUUGGAACUGUUUAUUUGGUCAGGCGUUUUACAAGUUUGCGUACACUUACAAGUUGGUUCAUGUAAAUUGCCAUUCAUUCGAGUCGAGAUUGUUGUCGUUACAAAAACAUAGACAUUAAGCUUCCUCCGUAGUCUCAUAUGCAGCCGUUUUUUUUUGUUUUUUUUUUUGUCAAUUUCCACCAAAACGAAGACAAAAAAAAAGAAGGACUGCCACUCCUCCUGUUCCCUUCAAAUAUGGUGACUCCAGAUUAAAUGAACCCAUUAUAUUGGUCGCAUGAAAUUAAAAAAAAAAAUGUAAGUGUAAGAUAAAAGGAGAAGACCAUAACCCUGAUGAUAAAAGCUGACCACAGUUUCGUCCAUUUAAGUUUUCUAAAAUCUGUUUAGACCACUGGUAGGAUUCAUCUUCAAAAAUUAGAGGUGGACCCGCAGCGGACUCGUAGACUCGGUCCAUGGACUAGGUCCAGAAGCUAGAAGCUAUGUUCUGUGUCAGUGGCGUGCACAUUUUGAAGGGUCGUUGUUUUAUUUUUUUUUUCAUUUGUAAGGAAAGCACCUUUAGAAGAUCUUUCUAAGUGACGUUACGAAUUUGCAUUUCUUUUUCGUCUACUAUUUGGCCAUUUCUUGAAGGUUUAUGGGCACCUCCUUCUCCUCUUUUCAGCGUUGAGCUGAUCAUGAUAUCGUUAGCCUAAAAUUUCAGGAAAACCUUUGCAUGGAAACUGCAGCAAAACAAAACUUCGUCUGGGAAAACGUAUGACACUUCGGUGAAGGUCAACCUAAGGCUACGUCCAUGCGACUUCGAUCCCUAUCAGUUCGUACACGAAUUCAAUGCAAACCGGUACGAGUUUACCACUUCCGUCCUUUGUGAGCUCUAGUACAUGUCCGAUCUCCAUGCAGUCUGUGUUCUAAAUGGAUACUUAAAAUGGCUCUCUUGUGAAUAACCGUAACUUUAUUUAUUUUGUUAUUUAUUUCAAUAUUUGCCAGGUACAAGCUUGAAAUUGUAGGUGGUAUGGGUUCAACAGUAGGAAAGGUAAGUCGCCUUGCUAUUAACUGAUCAUGAUUUAAAAGUAACCAAAGUUAACGGAUCAGUGAAUUAAUUCAGCGCUGGGUGAGCACGCGACUCAUCUAAUUUUUACCUUUAAAUAAUUUUUUGGUUAACUUCGACAGUGAAACCCGGACUUCUACCGUUUAAGAUGGCUACGUUUAUAUAACAUUUAGUUUACGUUACGUAACGUUACGUUACGCGGUUUCUCCCGAAAUGGGGAUGCUUACGGUCUACUCGCCUUUUCAGGAGGUACUCCAGCACUCAGGCAUCUUUGAUAAACGUAUAUAAUUCACAUUACGGCUAGUGAUCUUCAGGAGUUUAUAGGAAAUCCUAGAGUCGUGAAUGUUUCGCUCCUAUAUUUCGCGCUUUGGCUCCUCUGGCUCGACUUGUGGGCAUGUCUAGGGGUUAUUAAGCAUUAAAUAACCAGCUUGCGGGGAAACAUUUCACGUUGUUUCUCUUACAGAGUUGGUGGGUCUUUUACCGUAUCACAAACUUGUGUUUUCUGUACUCAUUUCUCAGGUGUGGCGUGUAGGGUUCAUGGGACACAACUCCAACCCAGAGAACGUGGAUUUAUUCUUACGACUGUUUAAAGAAGCGAUAGAAUCUGUGCACGCUGGAACUCCCAAGUCUCAGCCUUAAACAUUCAUAACUAAGUUGUAUCAUGAUUGUAUAAAAAACGUUAUAGCAAGUAUGAUUGUUUAGGGAGUGCAGGGACGGAUUUAGGGGAAGGGUGCAGGGGGUGCGCCCCCCCCCCCCCCACCCCUGAGAUGACCUGCGGUUUUCUAAUACAACUGGUGUUCUGCAAAAAAAAAAAAAACUAUGUGGUUUAUUGGUGUUGAAGUAGAGCAAGAGACGAGUGCACCCCCUCCUAAAAAAAAUUCUUGAAUCCGCCCCUGGAGUGUACGAUACAUUUUCGUAGACGCCGGCCUGUUGAUGGUGUCUUGUACUAUUCUUUUUCAUUCGGCAUAAUAGGUACACAACAGGGGCACCCAACGACCGAAUGUUUUGAAAUACACCAAAAGUGUCUCAAAUGGUUUUCUCUGUGCUUUAGAAGCCUGUUUGGUUAAUUUGGAGUCACCCUAAAAACUAUUUAUCUGUUCGGAUGUCUUAGGGGAACUUUGGUUGUCACGA